Molecule: messenger RNA, 2463 nt
Organism: Symbiodinium natans
Lineage: Eukaryota; Dinophyceae; Suessiales; Symbiodiniaceae
Source: the annotation of a GenBank genome assembly
AUGGGGGGAGGGGGACUACCCGACGCUGAAUGGCAGCAGCUGAACAGCAGCUGCCCAGAAGGGGAGCUGCGCCUCGAGGGCCUGUACCAGGUCCGCGAACCAAUCAACAUCUCACAGGGCUGCAAGCUCAUCGCCCUUGGUGCAGUGGAAAUCUGGCUUUGGCAGCCCAUCUCUUUCCAGCGGCUCGACCUGCAUGGCACGGUGAGCUUCAUUGCACAAGACUACCUGACUGGGCCAUGCCUCACCAUCCAUGGGAACGCCUCCAUCCACCCAGGCUCGGUAGUCACGUUCGAAGGCUGCGUAAACCUUCACUCUUCCAGGUAUAGCCGGGAGGACCAGUCCAAAAGCUCAUUCGACUUAUGCGACUGGGCCCUCGGCGGCUCCCUCCACACCGAUGGUGACCUGAUCAUUCAGGGUGCGCGUCUGGACAUCAAGAGCUCCUACACGAACAGUUGCGGCGGGGCCGUCUAUGUCCGAGGCUGCUUCAGCCUCGUUUGCAGCAGCAUGCUCAUCGUCGAUGUUUCGACUGGCUUUUCGGGAGGUGGGCUCUAUGUUGGCGACAACCUCACUCUGCUCAAUGCCACGCUCAAGGUCACAGAUGCGCGUGCUGAUUUCAGGGGAGGUGCCCUGCAUUGCAGCCAAGACAUCAGUGUCGUCAAUUCCACACUUGCGGUUGACGACGCCAGUGCCUUGUUUGGAGGCGCGCUGUCCGCAUAUGGUAGCCUGCAGCUUGACCACGCCAGCGUGACACUCAGCCAUGCAACAGCGGCCAGGAGUGGAGGCGGUGCACACUGCACAUCCAUCACGGUAUCCGAGAGCGACUUGACCGUGCGCCACGCUCAAGCCGCUUCCGCAGGAGGCGCCUUCUUUGCCCGGAAGUUUAUGGAAUUCCGCAGCGGCCGCAUCUACAUCGACUCUGUCUUCGCCGACUUCGGAGGUGGCAUCUACACGGUGAUCUACGUCCAGCACCCAGCGAAGCUGCACAUGCGGAACGUCAGCGCCAGCGCCGUCGGGCGAGGGGCCGGGAUCUAUGCAGGACAGAUCGAGGCAGCCGAAGCAGAGAUGACGCUUCAGGGGACCGCCAGGGGUUCGGCCCUUUUCGCAGAAAGGCUGUGCCACUUGGGGAAGGUCAACUGUUCCGCCGCCCCAGGGUGCAGGCUGCGUGCUAUGGAGCGAGUCCCAGAGGUGAGACAGCUCUUUUGCAGUCGCGGCGAGGGCUUUGUGAGGCGGACGACCACCCUGAGCUGCCAACCCUGCCAUGAACAGACGACCCGGCUGACGAAGGACGCCACACUCCCAUGCACGAGCUGCCCAGAGAUCCCGAUGCCAAUCAGCUGCGAGUCGGCAAAGGUCACCUUGCCGGCAGGUGCGAUGGUGAAUCUCAAGCCGAUUCCGCGCUGGGAGGAUUCGGGCGAAUCAUACAACCUUACCGACCUCACCGAGUGGUAUUUCUGCCCCAAUCGGCAGGCCUGUCCAAUUGGAUUCGUCGAAGCAGGUCACUGGCCCGGGGAUGAUGCCAAAUUUGAGGACGUGCCGUGUCGAGAGGGCUUUUGCGGGCCUGGGUGUGUCCACUGUGCCUGGCAAUUCGCCCGGUCGGACAGCGACGUGCUGCACUGCAUCAAGUGCGCAGACAAGGUGAUGGUGUACAUCCUCAUGCACCUGGCCUGGGAUGUGGGCUUCUUCACUUAUGCAGCCGUCAGUGUCGCCGCAGGCAAGCGUGACCGACCGCUGAGUCGCACACUGCUGAACCAGCUCAUGGCCUUCGCUGGCGUUGCCAGCAGCGUCCUGUCGGCGGUGGCGAAGACGGAUCCCGUGGCGACGCUUGCUAACACGAGUCGCUUGCUGCGGUCCUUUGUGGCGCAGGACGCGGUGUCGCUGUCCGCCGAGUGCCUGCUUCGUCACUUCGGCUUCCCCCAGGAGUUAUACAUGGCCCACCUGAUGUCCUCGGUGCUUCCCGCAGUGCUUGUUGUUUUCCUGGCGGCCGUCAAGGGUCCCUGGCUAGCCGUGGUGGUCGGCACGAACGUCUUUCUGCCCAGCUUCACCGCAGCCUUCGGGAAGUAUUUGGUAUCUUACCGACUCCGACCAAAUGAGGAUACUCUGCUGGAAUUCCUACCUCCGCUGGGUCUUCAGCAAAACGUCACGGUGGUGGUGAUCGUGUCAUCCAUCAUCUUUUGCUUCGUGAUCGGCCCUGGAAGCUGGAUCUACGCGGUGAAGCGAAGAAGAGAUCACUGGGAGGACCCACCUCAUGUUCGUUACUUGCUCAGCGAGUAUAGGAAUGGAUGCUCCGCUUGGGAGGUCGAGCGCUUGGUGCGGAAGAUGCUGCUGUCCCUGAUCACUGCCAUGGUGCCCGUGUCGUACAGCCCGGAUGCUUUGAUUUUCUUGUGUCUCCUCGUUGCCAUGACAGAUUUCGGGCUUGACCCUGGUGGCUCUGGAAAUACGAUGUGGUUGGAGCUAGUGGUGUGA